Molecule: messenger RNA, 639 nt
Organism: Volvox carteri f. nagariensis
Lineage: Eukaryota; Viridiplantae; Chlorophyta; Chlorophyceae; Chlamydomonadales; Volvocaceae
Exons: 2
Coding region: 1-639 (212 amino acids)
Biological process (GO): protein K63-linked deubiquitination
Cellular component (GO): endosome; membrane
Molecular function (GO): K63-linked deubiquitinase activity; metal-dependent deubiquitinase activity; protein binding
Source: RefSeq, a predicted model, not a curated record
AUGCCGCCGCCGCCGCCAACGGACAUCUCUUCCACACCUGCUCCUGCCACUGGCCCCGCAUCCGGAGGCCCUAAGGAGCUUCGAAAGCGCGCGCAGCUGCGUGACGUCCACGUCAGCGUCGCCCUCAUGGAGGAGUUCCUGGCUUACGCACGGUCCAACACGUCCCGUGGUAUCGAGUCGUGCGGCAUCUUGGCGGGGAGGUUGUUGGCGGGGGACUCUACGUUUGCCAUCACCACGCUCAUCAUCCCUAAGCAGGAGGGCACCACGGAUACGGUGACGGCGCUGAAUGAGGAGGAGGUUUUCGAGGCGCAGUUCUCCCGGGAGCUAUAUCCCCUGGGGUGGAUCCACACGCACCCCACACAGACGUGCUUCCUUUCGUCGGUAGAUGUGCACACCCAGUGCGGCUAUCAGACCAUGUUGGAUGAGGCUGUGGCCAUCGUCAUGGCGCCGUCGGACGUUUCCAAGAAGUGCGGCAUCUUCCGACUGAGCACCCCGGGCGGACUGGGUCUCGUGCAGAAGUGCCCCCAGCGCGGCUUCCACGUGCACCCGCCCACGGACACGGGCCAGGAGCUGUACGAGCUGUGUAGCCACGUGUUUCUCAACCCGCGGACACACCACGAGGUCCUGGAUCUGCGAUGA